CUUCUCUGCCUGUGAUUGCUGCCUUUGAAGAUCUUCACAUCUUCCCUGAUGAUCUAAUUUGCGCGCAGAGGGCAACAUGGCACAGGGUUCUCCAUGUGCUCUCGUUCUGUGCUCCUCUAAAACGCUGUAAAUGUGAGCAGAAGGAGAGACGUCACUUCUUCCACUUUUUUCAUCCCCACCGUGCACUUUCCCACCUUUUCCUACCUCCACCAGCUCACCUUCAGUUCGUUUUCUUUCACCUGCUGUUUCUUCGGCUCGGGCACCGCCGCACCACCAGCGCGCACUUCGGCACAUUGGAUGCACCUCAACAUCGGAAAGGGGGGAAAAGUUUGUCUGCGCUUUUUGAGUUUCUUUUUAAAAUAAUUAUUAAAGUCCUCCAACCACCAGGAUGAGUGUCAAAUCCGACUCCGAGCCCAAUAACAACGUUGUUGAAGAGGAGGUGCGAACACUUUUUGUAAGUGGCCUGCCAACAGAUAUCAAACCUCGUGAACUCUACCUCCUAUUUAGACCAUUUAAGGGUUAUGAAGGUUCUCUGAUCAAGUUAACAUCAAAGCAGCCUGUUGGGUUUGUAACCUUUGACAGUCGGUCUGGCGCUGAAGCAGCAAAAAACGCCUUAAAUGGAGUUCGGUUUGACCCUGAGAACCCGCAGACCCUCCGUUUAGAGUUUGCUAAAGCCAACACGAAGAUGGCAAAGAGUAAGCUGAUGGGUACGCCGAACCCCACAAAUAUCCAUCCAGCUCUAGGGGCGCACUUCAUAGCACGGGACCCAUAUGACCUGACUGGGGCAGCACUGAUUCCUGCUUCUCCAGAGGCCUGGUCACCAUACCCUCUGUACACAGCAGAGCUGAGCCCUGGCCUACCUCACACUGCUUUCACCUACCCUGCUGCUGCUGCAGCUGCCGCAGCCCUCCAUGCCCAGAUGCGUUGGUAUCCAGCAACAUCAGAGUCUUCCCAACCAGGAUGGAAAUCAAGGCAGUUCUGUUAAAGAUGGUAUGAAGAAUGGCAUUGACUUCAAAUGGAGUGAAUGUAUUACAGCCCAUACUUGAUUCAUCAUGACCCUUUGGAUUGUGAAGAGUGUUCUCCAUCUUUUUGAACAGGUGGCUGAGAUGGUACAACCAUACUAGCACUUGCCAGAGUUAUGAAAUGUUUUGAAUAAGUAAUGAGACAAGGCUGCUCCUUUUUUUUUUUUUUUUUCUUUUUUUUUUUUUUAAAUAUAAAUAUCCUCCCUUCUCUCCCUCAGUUCAUGGUCUGACUUGUUUUUUGGGGUGUGGGGGCGUAAUGUGGGUGGUGGUAAACUGAUAUAGGUUUUGUGCCCCCUUGUCAUGUGCAUUACUCUUUGGCUUGGUGUAAUCUAAUCAUUUGUGUUUACCUUAGUAUUUUGUGUUGGAUAUUAAGUAGUGGCCAGCUCAGUUUAGAAGGUUUGGGUAUCUGCUCUGACGGCUUACGUAAGCUGAUUAUGCAUAAACUAUUAUUUUACUGUGCCAUCUUGUCUAGGCUUGUAAAUGUUUCCAUAUGACCGCUUGAUCUUGCCAAAUACAGACAAUACAAGUAUAUAGUAGAACAUGUGGGGCGAAAGAGUGCAAUUAAAUAAGUAAUCUAAGUUAUUGUCUUUUUGUUUAUUUACUGAUUUAAUAUCCUAUAGAACAGUUGUAGAACUGUGUUUUCCUUUGUUAGACUUGUCAGCAUGACAAAUCUAACACUUUGUGGGUGGCAGAUUAAACUGUUAACCUUAGAUUGCUGUAGAAAGAUGUCUGCUGGAUGAUGGUGAAUGAAGAUAAAAAAAAAUGCAUGAAGGGGUUUUAAUGGAUUAUAGUACAUAUGGUCAAUAUUGACAAAUUUAUUUGUAAAAAAAAAUGUAAAAUUGUAUUAUAGUAAUAAAAUGUUAAUGCAUUA
Messenger RNA from Clarias gariepinus (North African catfish), 1893 nucleotides. It is a transcript of the gene rbpms2b, whose product is annotated as RNA binding protein, mRNA processing factor 2b. Lineage: Eukaryota; Metazoa; Chordata; Actinopteri; Siluriformes; Clariidae. Gene Ontology annotation, biological process: negative regulation of smooth muscle cell differentiation. The transcript has 8 exons. The record is from RefSeq and is a predicted model, not a curated record. The coding region runs from base 389 to 985 and encodes 198 amino acids. Gene Ontology annotation, molecular function: mRNA binding; protein homodimerization activity.